Leguminivora glycinivorella is the source of this 3527-nucleotide messenger RNA. Its product is annotated as cell surface glycoprotein 1-like. The coding region runs from base 1 to 3279 and encodes 1092 amino acids. The transcript is spliced from 6 exons. Lineage: Eukaryota; Metazoa; Arthropoda; Insecta; Lepidoptera; Tortricidae. The record is from RefSeq and is a predicted model, not a curated record.
AUGAACAGUUCAGUCGACAUGAACAGCUCCCCGCUCAACCCAGACGCUCCGGUGUUUGUGCCGGGCACAGUAGCCGGAGCAGACAUCCUCCUGGCCGAGUCCCCGCGCAAGCCACAGCCAAUGGACGACAUUGAGCUGCCAGAUGUUAAACAAUUCGAGACAGAAGUGGUUCGGCGACCCGCUGAGUUGCUAGAUUUGGAUAACUGUGAUCAGUUAAAUGGACACCAUAAUGUAUCAAUUGAUGGAAUAACAGAACAAUUGAAUGGAAAUGACAAGAACACCCUGGACAGUCUCGGCUUUGGAUUCAGUGUGGGUGUGGAGCCCGACAAGGCCAAGGAUAUCAGUCUCAUUCAAGACUUUGAUAGGAUUCAGAAAGACACCACAGAUUUCUGUAAUAUACAGGUAUUCCAGGCACACUCUGAAACAAAUCCGUUCGCAUCAGACGACAAUGAAGAGUUACUAGAAAGAUUGAAGAGCAAGGAGCGAGAUCCGAUGAGCAUGAGCUUCUACCAGGAGAAGGACGACGACACGUGCGAGCGCCUGCUCGACGGGCCCGUCGACCUCAACGCCGUGCAGCCGCUGCCCGCCGCCGACGACGCCGACGACCACGACGACAAGGAAAACCGCAGCCCCGCGCCCGACAACGACCGCGUCCGCGCCCACCACGACCCCUUCGACCAGCCCAACUUCAUAGACUACGUCAACAACUCCAACAACCUGCAGAACUUCCCCGACAUAGACCUACAGACCGACCGCCCGCCGCAGGACAACCUCAUGCAGACGGACACUCCCGAGUCUCACAAACUUCUCUUCGAACAGAUUCCCGAAAUACCCGACGGCAAGAGCUCCGAAUUGGGCUUCAACGAGGAUAUCCAGGAUCCUUCCGAUCGGGCGAUCACGCCGCAGGAGGAAACGUCCCAGGACGUCGAAAUGGAGUGCAAACCGGAGACACCCUGCGAGCCCGCCUCGCGCCCCGAGUCGGCGCAGGAACCCCCGCAGACACAAAACGAAAUCGUAGAGUCGGAACACGCCGUUUUCGAGGAGUUCUCUCACCGGGCGGAACACGCGGAUAACCUAAUAGAAAACGACACACACGCGACUGAAAAUCACGAGCAUUCCAACCAGCACGCGGCGCCGUCCCCCGCGCCCGCCGACCGCGGCGACGUCACACCGGAGCCGGCCCACGAGCUCCAAGAGAACGUUAAGGCUGAAAUACACAACUGCGACAGGAUCGACGACCACUACGGCGCCGACGCACACGAGGACGAGCCGCGCGACGCACACACGCCGCACGAUCUGCGCGAGGACGUCGACCUCCUGUCGGCCGCCGCGCCCGAGAGCGAGACCACCGCCUCCCCCUUCCCCGCGCCCGCGCACUCCCCGCUGCCCGCGCACAGCCCCGCGCCCGUGGACGCCGACCUCCUCGCGGCCCUGCCCGCCGAGCUCGCCCGCUCGCCGCUUCCGGCCGAAGUGCCGCUCCCCAGCGAGCAGAGUCUGUCGGCCGAGUCUCCCCUCCCGCUGUCCGGCGAGUCCGCUCUCCCGGUGGAGUCCGAGAUUCCCAGGGACUUCGCGUCGCCGGUGGAGACCGAGCCGCCGAGCGCGUCCCCCGCCCUCGAAGUCGUGGCGCCCGCGGAGUCGCCGCUGCCCGUCGAGCCGGAGCUGCGGCCCGAGACCGCGUCGCCGAUCGCCGCCGCGCCGUCGCCGGCGCCGCCCGUCUGCGACCGCCUCACGCCCGAGGUCCCGCGCGAGGACGCCGCCGCGCCGCUCGAGGAUCGGUCGCGGACGCCCGAGGCCGCCUCCGGCCCCGCCCCCGACAUCGUCCCCGAACAGGCCCACAGAGAUCUCGUCACCGACAUAGACAUCGGCAUCCCCGAGUCGCACGCGCAGGAGAUCUGCGUCCCCGUCACGAGCGAGAUCGUCGACGAGGCCGUGCGGCUGUCCGCCGGCACGCCGCCGCCGACGCCCGCCGUCGACCCGGCCGCGUCGCCGCUCGACGCGCCCGCCGCCGACGUCCCCGUCGCGGCCGUCGCCGCCGCCGCCGCGGGGGCCGCCGCCGUCGCCGCGGUCGCCGCGACCGCCGUCGCGAAGGCGAAGACGCCCGCGAAAAAGACCGCCGCGUCCCCCGCCCCCAAGACGACGGCGACCCCCAAGUCGGCGGCGAAGCCGCCGCGCCCGCCUCCGCCGGCAAGAAGCCCGCCGGAGCGCCCACCCCGCGCCCCGCCGCCGCCCGGCCCUCGCUCACCAAGUCCCCCGCCGCGCCCGCGUCCGCGGCCAAGCCCAGGACCUCCGCCGCGUCCGCGACCGCCAAGCCGUCGCCGCGCCCCGCCGCCAAGAGCUCGCUCGCGCCCGCCGCCGCCAAGCCCGCCGCGCCCCGCGCCGCCCCCGCGCCGCGCCGCGCCCAAGACCACCGCCGCUCGCGCCGCGCCCCACCGCCGCCGCCGCCACCGCCCCGGCGGCCCGCGCGGCGCCCAAGCCCGCCGUGAGCGCGGCGCCGCGCCCGGCCGCGCGCCCCGCGCCCCGCCCGGCCCCGGCGCCGGCGGCGGCCAAGCCCAGGGAGGUGAAGGCGGCGGAGAGGAAGCCGCUCACGAACGGCGAGGCGAAGGCGCCCGCCCCGAUCAAGCGGCCGCCCCUCGCCGCCCCCGCCCCCGCCCGCCCCGCGCCGCGCCCGGCGCCCCGCCCCGCCACGGCGCCCGCGCAGGCCCCUACCAAGCCCGCCGCUCCGAAGCCAGCCGCGCGCGCUCCGCUGAGCGCGCGCGCGCCGCUGGACAAGCAGAGCAAGGACCUCGCCAACAAGCGCAUCACCGCCAAGGCCGCGCCGCCCAGGACUGCCCCCGCCAAGACGGCUCCUGCAAGCAAGACAACAGCAGUAAAGAGCGUGCCCAAGAAGCCGCCGACGAAGGCCACGAACGGGCUCGUGAACGGGUCCGGCGCGGGCGCGGGCGCGGGCGCGGGCGUCGGCGCCGGCGACGAGCUCAAGCCGCCGCCCUCGCCGCCCGCCGCCGACAACGCGCUGCUGCCCGACGUCAUCGCGUGAGCGUCGCGCCGCGCCGCACAGGACACGCUACGACGUUAGCUCCACCCCGCACUAGCCUCUCCCGACCGUCGCCGUCUAGUCGACGUCACUCCGUAGCGCCGACUAGACCUCCACGCUCAGAAGACGCCAGUGAGGCGUGGCCGUUAGGUUCACUCGGGCCGCCCGCGGUGGCGGGAGCCUCGAUCUCGGAACGCCCCAGUGAUCGAUUCCUAUUAUUUCCGCUUGAAUUUUGUGAUUUUCUAUAAGUGUAUGAUAGUUGAUGACGCGUUAGGUGCGGGAACCAGUUCCCGGGGUAUAUUAGAGUCGCUUUAUAGACGUACGUCGCCGGUUCGUUACGCGGGCCGAACCCCGCAACGGUUAUUAUUCAUUAUUAUGAUAUGAGUCUGUUUUUAGAAUUUUAUAUUACCAACGAAUGAUUGAUUUAAAAUCUGGCUUUUAAUUUAUUAUCUUUGUAUAACCGUAUUAUUUAAAUAAAAACGUGAGGAAGGACUGA